AUGGCAAACAACACAUCCACCGACUCUUCCGACCACACAAGCGCCAGCACCACCACCAUCGCCAUUGUACUUCCCGCUCUCUUCGUCGUUCGCAUGGCGCGGCUCGACAAAUCCAUCAAACCACAGCACUUUGUCGACUGGAUGAGCAAGCAGACUGCUGAGCACCCAGAGAUCACCAUUGCUCAGAAUCCAUUAUGUGUCAUCUGCCUCGAGGAAAUUGAAGACGCAGCAAACAUCCGCGGAUUGGGCUGUUUGCAUCCUUUUCAUCAACAGUGUUUAGAUGACUGGUACUCGCGCUGGAACGAGUACUGCCCGCUCUGCCACCGGCCGAUCAUCCAGUCGACGAAAGCGAAGGGAGACGCGUCUGAAGAAGCUAGUCGUGAGACGAGUGAGACAAGUGAGAGGGCGGUUACGGCGACGUCGAUGGUGUAG
Messenger RNA from Mytilinidion resinicola, 432 nucleotides. RefSeq lists its product as uncharacterized. Gene Ontology annotation, molecular function: ubiquitin protein ligase activity. The coding region runs from base 1 to 432 and encodes 143 amino acids. The record is from RefSeq and is a predicted model, not a curated record. Lineage: Eukaryota; Fungi; Ascomycota; Dothideomycetes; Mytilinidiales; Mytilinidiaceae. Gene Ontology annotation, biological process: protein ubiquitination. The transcript has 3 exons.